AUGUUAUCGGAUUCAGAUAUAAAUACAGAUUGCUUUGGUGGGGAGUUAGAGAAGUUGCUAUCUUUGUGGGGGAAGAGCAUGAAAGACUUUUCAGAAAUGCUAAUUCCAGACGAAACUAGCAUAUGUUUGAGUGAAAACAUGUUGAUAACUGAAGAGUUAGCAUAUGACAAGGAACCGUUGAAGACAAAACAUAAAACAUUGGUAACACAAUUGACCGACGAGCAAAUGAAUGUUUACGGCUCUAUGAUGAAUGAUAUUUAUUCCAAUGGAGGUGGAUUGUUCUUUGUGUAUGGUUACGGAAGAACAUGCAAGAUGUUCGUGCGGAGAACGUUAUCGUCAAAGAUAAGGAGCCACGAUGAUAUUGUUCUAAAUGUUGUUUCUAGUGGAAUAGCAUCUUUGCUCUUGGCCAGGAGGCAGGAUAGUGCAUUCCAGAUUUCCUAUACCACUUUGACCUUGUUGAGCUUAUAA
Messenger RNA from Ipomoea nil (Japanese morning glory), 468 nucleotides. RefSeq lists its product as uncharacterized. NCBI's taxonomy places the organism in Eukaryota, Viridiplantae, Streptophyta, Magnoliopsida, Solanales, Convolvulaceae. The transcript has a single exon. The record is from RefSeq and is a predicted model, not a curated record. The coding region runs from base 1 to 468 and encodes 155 amino acids. Gene Ontology annotation, molecular function: DNA helicase activity. Gene Ontology annotation, biological process: DNA repair; telomere maintenance.